CGUUACCAGCCAUAAAAUAAAAUUUAUAAGAUAAAAAUAAAUUAUCAUAAAGAUAAAAAUAAUUGCCAUAAAAAAAGUUACAAAGAGAAUACCGAAAGUUUUCUUCGGAUUAAAUAAAAACUAAAGAGGUAUAGGCACUUCUUACUAGAAAGACUAUCAAACCCCGGCGGUGUAGGUAAAACUUUAAAAGAAACUUAAAGGAAAAUGUGAAUAAUUAUUCUUUUUGAGUUUUUUGUUAAAUAUUUAUAAAGCCCUUUUAAGCUUAACGGUCUCCGAGUUCCGACUCCUUACCAGGCCAUAAAAUUGAAAAAAAAAAUUAUAAACAACAACAACAUUUCCCUACUAUGUAUUUUAUUAUUAUCUUUAAUAAGUGAAGUACUGAUAAUGAUUUCUUUUAACUGUUUCUGCAAUUCCGGUUAAUGCUACUGUUAAUAAUAUGGAAAUUUGGGAAAAAUUUAUUGAUGCUGGUACAAGUUUCAAAGACAUUAGCAGUUUUAAAAAGAUUAUUUCUUCUGCCCGAAUUGUACUUACAAAUGACUUAACUGACUUUGAAUCAGAUUGGUUUGUAUCGACUUUGCUCCGUCAUCCAGUUAAUCUCCUAGACACUCUCCAGAAGAAGCGGGGAGACUCAGUGUGGAUCGAAUCUAUUGUGGAUGCCUUGGCUCUGCUAGCAAAUUUAUUACAAACUCAUAAUGGAUUACACCUUUAUUAUCAUCAGAUUGUGCAGGUGUGUUCAAUGGUAUCCGAUGGAGCCUGCCGUACCCCUGCGCUAACAUGCUUGUUACAUACAAGUCACCAUAGUGCGGCUCCUGCCAACCUACAGCAUCUAAUAGCUGAGUUUGAGUACCCUCGUGUGUCAAGCCGUGGUCCUCUUGGACUACUUAUUGGGUCAAUUUGCCGAUCAUGGCCGCAAGUAAUAGAGGAGCAAGGUGAGCGAGUAUGGCGGGUUUUCCUACAAGUGUUGGAAGAUGAACAGCUGUCAGGGACUGCCAGAGCUGCAGUACUGGAAGGUGCAAGUGGCAUAUUAUCAGCAUUUGGGCUUGAGCUACCCACUGCUGAUCUUUUAGGAUUCUAUAACUUGCUUCGUACCGCUGUAUUUCUUCAUCCACGAUGUCAUACUGUAUGCAUGCGCAUUUUACGGUGUCAUGUGUCGCUGUUCAGCGAACGAGCUUGUGAGGAUACAACGUUGCGUAUGCGUUUAUGGGAACUCGGGGUCGAACCUGCGUAUCGCGCGCUUUCCGCCAUUUACCACCAGAUGGCGCGCAAUCGUCAGCUAUACCCUACGCUGGCAGCUGAGGUGCUAAAGUACGCUGGAGCAUCGCAGGCCGCAGGGCGAGUUGUUGCCUUUCGAGCGCUUUACGAGUUACAUACAUUGCCGGACAGCAAUGUGGUUUCACCCCUCUGUUACAUACAUGUUCCUAAACUUGAGUGCAAGCUGCGGGGUGACGUUCUAAAUGAUGACGUUGUACUAAUAGCGUGGUGCAUAGAAACUGGAGUGUCGGGUUCAUCAGAGCUCGUCAGUGCUUGGAUAGAGCGGAAUACUCCGCUAUUGUCUAGCAGAGAGCAGCAGCUGGCGCGAGCUGUCCUAGCUGCGCCAAAUACUUUGAGAAAGUGGACAAUUCACGUGAUGGUAACUGAAAGUUGUUGUUCAACUAGACGUCAACGCAGUAUAACACUAUGCCAGUACUUGUUCGACGUAUCGAGUGAAAAGAAUUCGGAAAAUGAGUCGGAUAGGUUAUAUGCAAUGGCUGAGAUGCUAGAUAUUCUGGUGGAGGAAGUUCUUAAUGUUGUUGGUGGCCAUUCUACGGAUUGCAGGAAAGAGGGCGAUUGUGAGCCGAUAGCAGGAAUUAGCGCACUAGUAUGUGUAGCUUUGCGUAGCGGAAACAGCGGGGCGGCGGUAGCUGGGGCGAGGCUAGUGAGAGCACUAUCAAGCUGUGGGGUCCGUCAUCCUGCCGCUAUACCUGCUGCGUUGUCCGCUGCCCUAGCGUCUCCACUAGCGCCAUCUACAAUUGAAUUGAAGACAUUGCGGGUGGAGUCGUUGCGUGAUGCAGAAACGCAAUGGCAAUGCUGUGAAGUUGUCUGUAGUUCUGGUAUUGCACCACCACAGUUUCUGGCUAACUUCACACUGGCUGCUGCCGAGAUUGUCUUAAGUAGUGGUCGCGCUGAAACGACGCUCUUUUGUGCGUGUGUUCGUACACUGGCCGCUUUAGUACGCACACACCGGGACAGUAUCGAUAAAAUAUUGCUUAAUGAAGUGAGUAAACGUAUAGCCGAGUUACCCGCACGUAGCUCCGCCCACUCGCGAAUUGAACGUGAAUUGCGCCGAGAAAUCCUCUUAUUCCUUGGGCAAUGUCCGCUCCAAGCAUCAGAUAAACUUGUUCGUCACGCUACAUAUGAUAUAGACCUGGGAAAGCAUGACAUUGCAAGUGCGUUGGAAGCGGCAACCCAUACUCCAUCAUUGAAAGUGGAAGAGGCGCAAAAGAUGGCGGAUUACCUUUCGAAGAUAUUGCGCUCUAAAAGACCGAGUGAUCCGCCUAUUUCUAUUUUAAUAUGGCUGGCUCGGUCUGGGGCAGAUUUGCUACCAUUUGCGGCCAUAUUUCCGCAACGAGCUCUGCCUGAGCUUUUUCAGAGCGUAGAACGCGAGCGUAGUGCGGUGACACGUAAAGCGUUGGCAGCGCUCGCAACCGCUGUACUCAAAACUCUACCGCCUGGGGAUCAAGAGAUGCAGCUGCGUUUUUUACUUACUACUAUCCAAGAUUCAACACAAGAGGGACGCUUAGAAAUUCUGUUAGCAGCAUCACAAGCAGUUCGCGAUGAUAGCGUAUCUCUACGUGCAGCAAUCCUAAAAGCAUUUGCAGUCAAUGGUGGCUUACACCUGACUUCAUCACCUGUAUCGUGUGUUCCACCUGCGGAUCUCAUUAGCUCUUUACUCUCCGGUCCAUUACCGCCUCGAUUCCCCCAUUUUUACGACCGCCGCGCUCUUGAAAGCAUCUCAUCGGAUUGUACUGAUUUGGUGGUGGAGGCAAUCGAUGAUAAUUGCAACUUUGGAAGGUUGCUGAACGUCCUCAAUGAGAUUAGAGGAUCCCCUGGGCUAAGUAGGCGGGUUUGUUCGAUCCGGGAUGGGAUUGUGCCAAGAAAGUUGUUCGCGCUAGAAUGUAUUGCGCCGGACGUUGCCUUUCAGUUCAUCGCUUGGAAUGCCGAAGUUUUGAUGGAAAUAAAUUCUGAGUCAACAAUAGAUACAGUUUGUAAAUUAAUAGAAAGCGUGAAAAUUGAUGAUAUCCGAGCGAUACGGAAUCUCGCGGAAUGCGUUCAAAGAGUAAGGCUAGAGAAUUCAGAUGUGAACAAAUUGUAUGAAGCAAGCGAGAAUUGGCUAAGGAAGCAGAAUUUGUACGAAGUGACGAGAGAACUUAGGAGAAAUGAGUUGAAGACUGAGUGGUGGGAGGUCGUUCAAGGCGUUCGAGGUAUGAUAAAGGCUACAGGAGUUAAGUCAGACGUAGUGGGAGAAGAGGCGGUUAAUUGGGCUAAAGCGGUUCGGGAAAUUUACGAUGCGGGUAUAGAACGUUAUGCCCCACACAAACCCUACUUGUUGGACGUUUUGUGCGUUGCUCUACCAGCAUUAAAUAUUCAAGAGUUUGAAGAACUGUUUAAUGAUGACGUGAAUUUCUGCAGAUGGGCUGUUCCUGCGUUGGUUUACCUCAUAGAGCAGAAAGGAAACGACCAACCACUGAAAAAAUCUCAAAUCGUGGAACUCCUGCCAAUGUUCUGUAAAGCUCCAGUGGAAUUUGUGGAUCGAUUAUGGGCGGAUUUCGAAUCAAAUAGCACAUUUGAGGAGAAGAUCGAAGCGGCCUUAGUGAUAGGAGCUGGUGAAGCUUGUCUAUGGGCGGAGAGGAUUGUGCUAGAAGACACGCCCCCUCUUCAGAUGUUGCAACUACUACCACUUGUGCCGUCUGAUAUGCGUCGCCGAAUGGCAUCUUCUGCGCUGGCCGCUGCAGGUGUGACAGGAGCAGGGGGCGUGGCCCGUGCCAAAGAGGGCGUGGCUGUUGCAGCAGUGAGGGCGCUGCUUGCUGCCACACCUGGCUUGGAACUCGUAGACAUUAUUGCUACACUCGCUGAUGAUGAAACGGAAUGCGAUUGGUUUGAGGCAGCUUUAUCGCAAUGGGCUCGCAACGCAGCCGCAAAUGCGUAUGCCGCGGAUAUACUACAGCGCCUUCACGAACUUUGUUGGGAUGCGCGUACGCGCGGAGUCUUACGCGUUUUGAUUCCUAUGCUACGGGCAAUAGAUCCAUCUCUGGUCGAAGACCUUAUGUCCCAAUGGUCCAAUCGUCUCAUUGGGGCGAUUCGCGUGAAGCCCCGCCCCGGUGGCGAUCGACGUGCGUUGAUACGUUGCCUAAACGAUUACGUACGAGCUCUCACGCUCCUUACAAUUGCGUUCGAAAGAGUUCCGAGAGCACACCACGAGCGACCUGAUGCUAAAUUGCACCAGGAAUUAUCCUCUCAGCCAUUUCAACUGGUUCGGGAAGUCAGCACGCUGUGUGUUGCGUUGAGACAAUCCGUGCGAACUGCGUAUGAUGAUAAUCUGCGGGAACUCUUUAGAGUGUUUGAGUGCGCCAACUUCAAAUGUCUAAGUGCGGCGCUGUUCUGCCGUCAAGGGGCAUCUUCGACAUUCCGUGCUUUACUCGAUGAUGCCGUAUGGGAGCGUCUCGUUCAGACAUCCAUUUCAUUGCCCAUCGUCACACAAAGCUACGCUACGCCUCGGCCAGUGGAGACGGCUUCGGUACAAUCGCGGGUUUUUCUCUCUACGCUCACUGAUGACCCACUUUUGUAUGAUUUGCAUGAAGGAGUUCUUCAGACGGAGACUAGCGACGCGGAAAUGGUCGGACAAGCAGGUGCGAUAUGGGUACACGAGUGCACGUACACAUUAUCGAUACUCUUACGUCACAGCGUGCGUUCGCUACCACCGGAUCUAUACCUGACACCCGUACGCGCUGCGCUUGCGACGUCACGCACGCGCCCGCUACGGUGGCUUCUAGCGCAGGCCGUAUGUGACGUACCGUCACUCGUAGAUACCCUACGUGACGAUUUGCUCGCUGUCGCACUAGACACGGCAGAAAAUGGCCUAAAUGCAAUACAACUAUACGUACUCAGUGUGGUUAAACCCGUUCCGUUGGAUGUCGCUCGAGCGACGGGGGUUUUGACUGCCCUAGUCCUGACUGCGGUGGAAUUGGAAUCCCGGUCUCCGAGGUUGCUCAUAGACACCCUUGAAUCGUGGUCGCGCGCUCACGCGGGUUUGGUGUUACCCGACACCUGCUAUAAGGAAUAUGUGGCAGAUUCAGGAAGGAAACGCUGGAGUUGUAUGUCGGUAAUGCGGCGUGUGUGUUCGAGCGGUAUUCGCGUGGCCGGACUUGUUGGGGAAUUGGGAACGGUGGCCGUGUCCGCUGCGAAUGACGUGCGCACGCUACGCUCGAUUGGAGCGACGUUGGGCAGCGCACUGACGGCGGACACGGAUAAGGCGUCCGACGAGAAAGUGCACAAAGCUAUGGUGGCCGUGCGUAAGCAAGGAGGCGCCGGCGCAUACCUCACGCUCCUUGCGGCUGCCGCAUCCGUAUAUCCAGCUCUUGUUAAUGCGGACAAUGCCCGGAUCGUAACAGAUAUGGCAACGAAGAUAAUAGGCCGCGACAAACAGAAAUGUCUACGAAUACUUUGUGCAUUUGCGAAAAACGCGAAGCAUAGCGACGAACAAAUCGCAGAUAUUUUUGAUUUGGUGGAGCCGACGGUGUCUUUGACCUGUGAUCCUUUGAUUAUUGAUUUGUGUACCGCGGCCUUACCGUACGCUCGUCAAGCAGCUCGCGACCGCGUCGUAACGAUCGCGGCACAAAUCGCUACGCCUCUCGCUUCACCAAGUCUUCAACGUGCGGCCUAUUUAUUGCUCUUCGCAGAGAUAACACGGCGAGUUGAGGCUGAGCGUGAAGGGAGAAAGGAAGUAGAGCCACCUACGAAACGUCGCGCUGGAUGUGUUCACUCUCCAAUACUCUCGUUGUGGGAGGAUAUGGCGUGGCGCGGGGUUUUAAGCCGUACAGUCUACGCAUUGGAUCAUACGGAUUCUAAUAUUGUCAAGGGCGCAUUGCAAGCACUUUCUAACGCGCUGUCUGUUGACGAUCAGUAUACACGGUGUAAAAUAGCGGCCUCAUAG
Molecule: messenger RNA, 6190 nt
Organism: Pieris napi
Lineage: Eukaryota; Metazoa; Arthropoda; Insecta; Lepidoptera; Pieridae
Exons: 27
Coding region: 437-6190 (1917 amino acids)
Source: RefSeq, a predicted model, not a curated record